Toxotes jaculatrix (banded archerfish) is the source of this 2579-nucleotide messenger RNA. RefSeq names its product E3 ubiquitin-protein ligase Midline-1-like. The coding region runs from base 2 to 1546 and encodes 514 amino acids. NCBI's taxonomy places the organism in Eukaryota, Metazoa, Chordata, Actinopteri, Toxotidae. The record is from RefSeq and is a predicted model, not a curated record. Gene Ontology annotation, molecular function: zinc ion binding. The transcript is spliced from 8 exons.
AAUGUGCGUACGGACGGCAGAAGACAAACAAUACUUGGCUUUGACUUUAAAGUUAACUCCCUCUGGUCUGCUGUUUCUCUGUUCCCCUGCACUCUUUGGAGGAGAGGGCUCGAGGAUGGAAGGUGCAGAGCAAACCCGCCUUGAGGAAAUGCUAAUGUGCACAGUGUGCCAGGACAUCUUCAAGGAUCCUCGGCAGCUGCCCUGUGGACACAGCAUGUGUAUGAGCUGUCUGGAAAACAUGAUGGAUCACUCCUCAGACAUUCCCUUCCGCUGCCCUGACUGUAGGACUUAUUUUGGACAGGUCAUCAAGGUACAGAAGAACUACUCACUGGCUAACAUUGCAGAGGACUUCAGGGAGAACAAGAGGAGGAAGGAGGAGCAGACAAAAAAUGUGUACUGCAACUUCUGCCUGGAGAAAAAAGUCCCAGCCAUAAAAACGUGUCUUAAGUGUGAGGUGUCAAUGUGCAAAGAGCACGUGAAGGACCACCUGGAGAUUCCAGUGUUCACAGGCCACCCUGUGGUCAGGCCUCUGGGUGACCUCCAAGAGAGGAAGUGCCCACAGCACGAGGACGAGGUGCUAAGGUACUACUGCAACACAUCCAGGCGCUACAUCUGUAACUUGUGCGCCCUGGAGAGCAAACAGAACAACCUUGCCACCGAGGCCUCUACUGUCCUACGGAGAAACCUGACUGACUACAUGGACCAGCGCUUCACAAUGCUUAAGAAGCAGAUCACAGAAUCCAAUGACUCACUGAGACACCUGAAAGAAGAGAUCAAACGUGAAAAACUGAAAGUGCAAAAUGCCAACUGCCUCAACAGUGUCACAGUGGUGCUGCUCUCCCUGUGGUUUAUAGUUCUGUAUUAUGCCUACACCUACUCUGUGGAAAACCAGACACUAACAGAAGCACUGGAAAAGCAGCACAGCCGUGUGCAUCAGAUCUAUUCCACCAUCGCAGAAUUCUUGGUUGAGCAUCCAACGACAAGCAACACACUUCUAGAGGCGGAUGAUGAAGGAGCUUUCAAUCUGGACCUGGACACUGCCAGUCCUUUCCUUGGAGUCUCCACUGACCUCCGAACAGUGGAGAGAGUGAAAACCAAGCUGGAUUAUCCUAUCAGUAACAAACGCUUCGAUGAAGCCCCGCAGAUCCUCUCCAUGCGCUGCUUCUCCUUUGGUAUCCACACCUGGGAGCUGGAGGCUGAGGGAUACUGGGACAUCGCCGUCUCCUACAGGAGCAUCCAACGCAAGAGCAAGAACAGCAGUGCCUUUGGAAACAACGCAGUGUCCUGGAGCCUAACACACGAUGGAAAAGGCAAGCUGUUUGCUUACCAUAACGGUCGGAAAAAAGCUCUCUCUGAAAACCUGCAGAGCAGCCGAAUAGCAGUGACGGUCAAUUUUGAGAAAGGCAACAUCACAUUCAGUGCUGUGGAGCUCACCAUCACCCAGCUGCACGAGUUCAGGGCUAAACUGACUCAGCCAGUGUGUCUGGGUGUGGGGCUUUACCGUGUGGAUCCACUGAGCAAAGCCUCUGUUGUCAAGGUUUCCUGAAUAAUCCUACAAACUCAAAAUGAAGCUAAAGCUGCAUCCAGACUGCCUCAAGUCCAGUGACUGGUCUCAGGUAUAAUUUUAUAUUGUAAAGCAUUUUAUGGUAUGUACAGUAUGUAUAUAAUAUAAUUAACUGAAUGUUUUUCCUUUGAUUGUAGAUUUUUUUUCUGUAUAAAUGUAACUUUGAAAUAUACAUUAUUUUUAUACAAAGUGUUUGUCAUAGGGAAUUCAGUAUAGGACGGUGACUGUACUGUGAGACUAAAUAAAGCCUACAUCUCAGCAUUGAAGCCACUUUAACGAAUGACAAUCAGUCUUACCACUUUCACUAUUAUAAUUAUUGCUGUAACUAUUGUAACAACAUAUAUAUUAUUCUGAUUUUCAAUAAUUUGCCCCAUUUUUCUACAGACUAGAUUUACUGCAGAUGUAUGUGUCCACUAACCUGUCAAGUUGCAGUUUACAUCCUUGUCUGUCCAGACUCUGAUAUGUAGCACAGACUUUGAAGGAACUUAUUAAAAAGGUAUUAAGUGUGUUGUAUCAUACAUAGUUUAUGAAUUCUCAAGUGUUUUUUGAAGUCACAGUGACCUUUGACCACCAUAAUCUAAUCAGUUCAUUCUUGAGUUCAAGUGAACAUUUGUGCUAAAGUCCCUCAAAAUGUUCCCGUAAUAUGACGUUCAUGAGAACAGGACAGACUGAAUCUAUGUAACUUUUCUGAAAACCAGCCACUUUGGUCACAAGUCACAAUGAUAAUGAUAAAUUCCAAAGUGCAGCAGAAGCAUAAGAAUUAUAAAGUAAGCAAAGCGACUCAGUUAAUGUUUACACGAGCUAGCCUUAGCCACCACAACCCACUGGUCAUACCAGACUACAUAAGGCUGCAGCAGUUAAACCCCUGAGUGUGCUGAACUGAGUAAGAGUGUGUUUGAUUGCUUAUGAAUUCAGCUUUUCAUUUGUCAGAGGUAUAAUGUGUGAUUUCCUCUCUCAAAGUCUUUCUUUAAAGGACACAGCAAAAACAGCAAUCUCUAUAUUGAGCUAUUUUUUC